GCAGAGUCAGUUUGAUGGCAUCACUGACCCGUAAGCUCGUGUCGAAUGAACUUCAUUCCACCAUGUCUGCAACGCAUCCAGCCUUUUGACGAGGUAUGCUUCGUGUGCUUUUCCUCUUCCUCCUCUCUAUUUCAUAGCUAAUUCUUGAUGGACGAUGAUCGACCCGUCAUGAACAUGGUGGACUGCGAAGUCUUCGCCCCACUCUGCCAUCGGCGCUCUCAGAAAGCACUUUGCUCGCGCCGCUGGUCAACAGCUUUUCAGCAUGCAAACGACGAGAACAUCUCUACGCCAAAUUUUCGCGCACUGAUUCCGAUCACUGCAAACACAAAGGAUGAUGCAAACCAUCAAUGCGUUCGCCGCCAUCCUGCCCAGAACUGCUCCCGUGCUGGCCACAAAACGCGGCUAUCUGCACUCAUAGUGUACAAGACUGACAUCGCUGAGAUGUCGCGCAUGGAGCAGGAGUACCGUGCUCUAACUUGGGAUGUUUGUGCAUCCUGCCGAAGGGCAUUCGUGUGGUUUCUGACUGUCGCAGCACGGACGGGCAGCGGUUCGGCCUUAUCAUGGGAAGAGGUAUGCUAGGAUGGAGAUACUCGUGCGUUUUCCUUCGCGACCUGAUCUCACCUCACCAAUGCGCUCUGCCUUCGUGGUCACCGACAUCGCACUUCAUGAUUCCUACGCUACUCAUUUCACCUUCAUGGUCGGCCCUGCAAUAUUCCUCCUGCUUGGUAAUUCCUGGUACACUUCUCGAUAGCGGAUCGAGCAUGCGACGUCUGCUAUCAAUACGAAGACGUCGAGCCUGUUGAUUUUGCUCAACAUGUGGUCGGUUUCGCUAU
Molecule: messenger RNA, 833 nt
Organism: Laetiporus sulphureus 93-53
Lineage: Eukaryota; Fungi; Basidiomycota; Agaricomycetes; Polyporales; Laetiporaceae
Exons: 2
Coding region: 148-579 (143 amino acids)
Source: RefSeq, a predicted model, not a curated record